Messenger RNA from Solanum stenotomum, 2124 nucleotides. RefSeq lists its product as uncharacterized. Bases 103 to 1812 code for a protein of 569 amino acids. Lineage: Eukaryota; Viridiplantae; Streptophyta; Magnoliopsida; Solanales; Solanaceae. The transcript is spliced from 9 exons. The record is from RefSeq and is a predicted model, not a curated record.
GCCCGUAAGUGAACCCGAACCGGGUAAAUUAUUCCUCUUUCACUGACAUUUGAUCUCUCCCAUUUUCUCAACCUCAUUUUCCGUCGAUUCACUCACAAAGCCAUGCCGGAAUCCGACGAACAACCACCGCCGUCGACGCCGUCAACGGCGUCCACUCCACCUGUUUACAUACAUCCGCGAAGAGAACCUUUCGAACACGGACUUCUCCCUAUCCCUAAACUUAUCUUCACCGAUGGAGCCCAAACUCUUAUUCCAAUUCGUGAUAAGCUCUUAUCCUUAUCAUCUGGAUCGACACAUCGAGUUAAUUUUGAAGCAAUUGCUGAAGCAUUUCAGAUCUCUCAUGACCAUGCUCGUCUUGUCAUUGAGACAAUCGCAUCGGUUCUUCAUUCCGAUUCUGAUCCCAGCGUCACUGCUAAGCCGUCAGAGAUCGAUUCCGUUGGUGUAAACGUGUUUGAUUUGAUGAUGUUUUUGUACAUUCAGAGUUAUAAAAGGUUGCUUCCUAAAGGACAUAAGGAUUCCGCUGCAGUAGCUGAUGUUUGGCCUUCUACUUCUGCAUUCGACGGUUUCUUAUCGGCUCUUUCGCCGUUGCAGCUUGUGCGCAGCAAUAGUCGUCGGUCUAUGCCAUCACAGGCUGAUGAAGAGGCUCAUCAAUUAUCCUAUUUACAGAAACACUUGGGAAACAUUCUGUCUCUUUUGGCAGAGUCAGUGGAAGGAGAUGGUGAAGAGUCACUGGUCUUGUCUAUGGAGAAAUUGGAGCAUCUUGGCUUCCUAAUCUAUUUUGGUGAAAAAGGAUCUGAGAGAAUCCCAUUGAGUCAGAAUGCCCCAUUUUUUGCCAAUUCAGAUCCAGAGAUGCCUGCUGUUCCUGUUCCUGCAGCUCAAGUACAUGACUGGCUUAUAGAAAAUAUAGCCUCUGCUUUGACUCGAAUUACCGAGAGGGCUUCAGCAAAGGAAAAUGGACCAACUAGUGCCUCUGAUCAGGAUGUGCCAAUGGCUGAUGUCUCUGCAAGUUCAGUUAAGAGUUCACCAGGUCCUAGAGGUCCAAGUUCCAUUGAAGGAAUUUCUAAAUCAUCAUAUGUAAGGCUGCCAAAUGAUAUUAAAGGCUCCUCUGUAAAGGUUAUCAAUUGCCAUGAAUCAGUCAUUUAUAUUUUAGCUCCUUUGAAAUAUGCGACAGUAUAUGGAUGCUCUGAUGCAACUAUUGUCCUGGGAGCUGUAGGCAAGGCUGUCAGAAUUGAGCACUGUGAACGUGUUCACGUGAUUGCAGCAGCUAAACGUAUUUGUAUUGCCAAUUGUCGUGAAUGCGUAUUCUUCUUGGGAGUUAACCAAACACCACUUCUUGUUGGUGAUAACCAUAAAUUGCAAGUGGCUCCAUACAAUACUUUUUACUCGCUACUGGAGGAACACCUGAAGCAAGUUGGUGUUGACCCAACCAUCAACAGAUGGGAUGCACCUGUAGCACUUGGUGUCGUUGACCCACAUGAUUCACUGUCACAUCCUGCUGGUGUGUCUGAAGUUCAAACGGAGUCUGCUAGUCCUGUGGACCCUGAUCAGUUCACUAACUUUUUGAUUCCAAACUGGUUUGAAGGGCAGCAAUCUGGGUCCACAAAAGAUAAUCCAUUCCCCUUACCGGAAGCUUAUUUGGCAUCCCAGCAGAGAAAUCUCAAGAACUUGGAGGAGACUAAGAAUAGUUUGAAGGACAUCGACCUUGACGAGAGCCGGAAGCGGGAAGUAGCAGCUGCUCUCCAUGUGUGCUUUAAAGACUGGUUAUAUGCUUCAGGAAAUAUACGGCAACUAUACUGUCUUCAAGGCGAAUAGUGUUCUGCACGAUGUUUCAGCAAAUGUAGUAAGGAUGGUAUUGGUAAUUUUCCCCUUCUGUUGUAGAUUUCAGUUUCAUCUGCCACAGGUUCCUCCCUACCAUUUUUGUUGGUGCUGAAAGCAGCCGAGAGUUUGAUGGUAUCGCAAUAUUUGGCCAUGCAGCUUACAGACAAGUUACCCUCUAAAACUCUUGUGCAGUUUAUAACCAGAAUGCAUCAUGACUUGAAACCGUGUUACAUUUUUUUUCGAAAUUGAACUGUCUUGUACUAAUAUGGAAGUCAAAAUAUUUAUAGUUUCCAGUUUCCCCUUUUU